CGACCAUAUAUAUAUAUAUAUAGAUUUGUCCCUAUUUUAUGGUUUUUAUAAAUAUUCCUUCCUCUACUAUCCCUGCUGCUUCACCUUGAAGUUGGGGCUUUUCGCUAAAACCCUUACCAAAGCCACUGCAGACACAGAGGAAAAAAGGGUAGUAAAUUGAAAAAUGCUGAAGUUCCUAUCCAAGGUGAAGAUCGAAUUCAACGCGCUGGACCCUCGCCUGGCGUCUUGCAUGGAGUUCCUGGCGCAGUGCAACGCCCCCAAGGCCAAGGAGUCGAACCCCAGCUGCCAGGUCCAGGUCAAGCGCCGUACCGACGAUUUUCCGCCCAGGAUCACCGUCACCUUCGUCAACGGCGUCGAGGAGACCUUCGACGCCACCUCAACGCCGGCGCAGAACAUCCGGACCUUGAUCCUCGAGAAGGGUCAGUAUCUCGAGACCGAGCAGAUGUUCCGCGAGGCGGGCGAGAAAUGGCCUGUUGUUAUCCCCGAUGAGGAGCUUAAUCAACCGUUUACUGGAAUCAAGCCGAAGAAAGCAGAAGAGAAGCAGCAAUGAUUCCACCAUUCGGCGCGUUUGGAUCAGCCAUAUGCAGUUAACAUAGACUUAAACUACGAAAUCAUGAUAGGCUGUAUUAUUUGAGGUCAAAAUUGCUAGAGUUAUUAGUGUAUGGGAUGUUCUCAUUUAUUCAAAUAUGUAACAUUACUAUUUAUGUCUUCGGGACCUGUUUGAUGCCGAAAAGUGAAUUUUCUUUCCGCUGGAAAAAAUGGUUCGCAGUUAGCAAGAUAUUGCUUUCCGUAGUAUUUAUGGUUGAUUUUCACAACUUAUCGGUUACUUUGUUAUCAUUUUCUCGUUCGGUUGUAUGAGACUCGCCAUCUUUCAAAAUUUUUGGCAUAUGCAAGACUUGUGAUCUUUCGAAUAAUUUAUGGGUUAUACGAUGAAAUGAAUGAGCAUAAUAGCUGACUGUUUCAUUGUUGAAUCAAAGUUGUGCAGUCACCAGAAAAUAAUUUGAUUUUUC
Molecule: messenger RNA, 1010 nt
Organism: Striga asiatica
Lineage: Eukaryota; Viridiplantae; Streptophyta; Magnoliopsida; Lamiales; Orobanchaceae
Source: the annotation of a GenBank genome assembly